ACGAGUUUCAAGAUAGCCAUUUGCUGAAAUAACCAAAUGUUUCAUAAAUUUGCCCUAUAAUUGAGAAAAAAGUGCAGUUUCAUCUUUGUCUUCUUUAUUUUGUGCGUAAGAAUAAAUCGAGGGAAAUAACCUCACUUCAUUUUUGGUUAUCUUUUUGUUUUCGUUCCGUACGUACUCAGUUAUCAAGUUUUGUGAUUGCGUCAUGUAAAACUAUAGAUAUAUGAUUUUAUCACCACCAAAAAUCAGUUAUAUCAAAUAACAUACCAUUCUAUAUAAUGAAAUCCUAUUAUUGAUUGUAAUCAUUAACUUUCAAUAAAUAUGACAUCUAAUUGUUUACUAAGACUGGAUUUACUUAAAGUUGGUCUACUCAAAUAAUUGAAGAUCAUCCUAAUGGCCUUUUAAGCAUAAGAGAGAAAGUAAUUAAAAAUGAUUUAGACUGAAAUAGAACACUACAAUAAUGGAAGGAGAAGAAUUCCACCUCCGCUGGGAGGAAGCUGAUAUAAAACCUAAUAUAGAGGUGACUGAAGAAGUAAUAUGCGGAUUAGAAAAUGUCCAAACUGUGCCUUAUUCAAAUAUGACGGCAGAAGAGCUAAUUGCCAAUGCAGAUAAUAUAGCAGCGGAGAACCUUGUAUUCUUAUCCCAAGAUGUGAAUUAUACUGAGUCGGCUGAACUAGCAGCUGAUCCCAGCGUUGAGUGCGUUACUGAAGAAGUGAUCACUGAUGAUUGGGUGAUUAGUGGAGAACAGGAACGAGUGGAAGUGCCUUUAGAACAUCUUGCACAUCCAGUGCAGAAUGUGAAAGUAGAAAAUGACCUUGAUGUGCCAUUACCAACUGAUCAGGAUGAAUACACAGCGAUGCGACCAUUCCCCUGCGAUUUUUGUUCACGGCGGUUUCGAAAGAAAGCAGCUCUUAUGAAUCACAUGGUUGCACAUCAAAAUGAUAGACCGCACGCAUGCAACUUGUGCGGCGUAAGAUACGUGCGCAAAUGUGACCUGAUGAACCAUCUGAAAGUACACGCUUUUAUACCAGAAAAUGAGCCUAUUGAAUAUCAUAGCAAUGAUGAAGAAAUACACACUGCCUCUCUUUUAAAGCCAAGAAAGAAAAGAGGCAGACGGAAAAAGAAACCAGAUCCUGUAGAAAACGGCGUGCCGGACGUGCACAUGACGUCAGCGCGCACGCAGCAGUGGUCGCGGCGCGGGCGCACUCCCCCCAAGCCUCCCCCAUCUCCCCCAUCCCCGCCAUCCCCCGCGUCCCCCUCCCCGCCACCAUCACCGCCACCGCCCCCGCCGCCCACCGACCCGUCAAGGCCCUUCGUUUGCCGGCAUUGUGGUAUUGGAUUCGCGAGGGAGAAAGCGCUGCAGUCGCAUGCAAGGGUACACGGUGGCGAUUCGCCCGUGGAAUGCAGCGAGUGCGGCGAGCUGUGCUGGUCGCGCGAGGCGCUCGCGUCGCACGCGGCGCAGCGACACCCGCACCUGCCGCAUCUACCGCGAUCGGCUAAACACGACCCUUAUGAUGAUAACUCGGGUGACGACAUGGACUUCCGCCUAUCCCCACUAGCGCAUAGCGGCAGUGAACGUGAGCGCACGGUGUACGACACGGUGCGUGGCCCCGAGCUGUUCUGUCAGGACUGCGGCGUGGCAUUCCAGCGCGCUGACCUGCUGCGGCGGCAUGUAGCAGCCGCCCACAGUUACAAGCGACACGACAGCACAAGCAGUACCUGGGAGCAGGAGCACACGUGCGACGUGUGCGGCGAGAGCUGUCCCGAUGCCUUAACGUUAUUGGCCCACGCGGAGGGACACGCUGAACGACAUCGCCCUAAUGCGCCUAGAUUAAAAAGAAUGUCCAAAGGUCGCAACACAACUACAGCUUUACUCAAUUCAAAACAAUUCCCAUGCAGAGAAUGUGGCAAAGUGUUCGGGUCGCGCAGCUCGCAGCAGAUCCACAUCCGCAUCCACACGGGCGAGCGGCCGUACGCGUGUCGCUUCUGUUGGAAAGCGUUCGCCGACGGCGGCACGCUGCGCAAGCACGAGCGGAUACACACCGGUGAGAAACCGUACGCGUGUGCAGUGUGCCCGCGUGCGUUCAACCAGCGCGUUGUGUUGCGCGAGCACGUACGCUCUCACCACUCGGCGCCUGACCGACGCGCUAACGGCGGGUAUCAAUAUUCGUGCACUGUGUGCGGGAGGCCGAUGUUAACAAGCGCAGAGUUGGUGCAGCAUCUCAUACAGCACUGUGAUGAAAAUACCGCCUUGAAAAGACAGCCUCAGUCCGGGCCAAGGAAGUACAAGCGGCGGCGGAAAAUAAAGAACGAGCCGGCGCUGUCGCCCGUGGGCGAGUGGGGCGGGUCACGGUCACCGGCGCGGUCACGGUCACGGUCACGGUCACCAGCGUCGCCGCGGUCACCGGCCGCGCCGCCCGCGCGCCGCCGUCGCCGCGCCGCUGCCCCGCCGCCGCGCCGACCGCGCAUGAUACACACGUCGGAGGAGAGUCGUGCCCGCACUAAGCAGGUCCGGACUCGGCGUCCGCCCCGGCACCCGGCUGACGAUCUACGCGCCAUAGCGCCGCGCUCCCUCUCCCCCUCCCCCUCCCCGCUGCCCUCUCCCCCCACACCCGCACCCGCCUCCCCGCCAUCCCCCUCUCCACCUCCCUCCCCCGCACACUCCCCACAACAGACACACGACGAAGGACCCUUCAAGUGCGAAAUGUGUUCGUUAGAAUUCCCCCGCAGAGAUGCCCUACUCCUGCACGUUCCAGUACACAUAUGACGAAAACUCGGAAUUAGGAACAAUAAUAGGAAAAGAAAGGCGAGGAGGAAGAAAUAGAAUUUUUGAGAUGCUAUAGUUAUCGGAGUAGCAAUAAAGAUAAAGAAGGUUCAUUCGAGUGAAACGGGUACGGAAUCUCCGUGUAUCUUAAUUUGCACGUAUAGCACGUGAAAAAGACAAACUAAUGCUGUUUAAUGUUGAGAUCAGUGCAAUUCGUUAAAUUUAGGUA
This is a messenger RNA of Colias croceus (clouded yellow), 2990 nucleotides long. RefSeq names its product zinc finger protein 345-like. The record is from RefSeq and is a predicted model, not a curated record. Gene Ontology annotation, molecular function: RNA polymerase II transcription regulatory region sequence-specific DNA binding; DNA-binding transcription factor activity, RNA polymerase II-specific. Gene Ontology annotation, biological process: regulation of transcription by RNA polymerase II. Lineage: Eukaryota; Metazoa; Arthropoda; Insecta; Lepidoptera; Pieridae. The coding region runs from base 458 to 2764 and encodes 768 amino acids. Gene Ontology annotation, cellular component: nucleus. The transcript is spliced from 17 exons.